Schistosoma intercalatum is the source of this 835-nucleotide messenger RNA. NCBI's taxonomy places the organism in Eukaryota, Metazoa, Platyhelminthes, Trematoda, Strigeidida, Schistosomatidae. The record is from the annotation of a GenBank genome assembly.
AAUCAAUACAAUUCGAUCAUUAUUAUUAUUAUUAUUACUAGUUCCUACUAUUAACCAACAAAAAGCCAAAUCAUAUGAAGGUAACUAAUAGAGUGAUAGAAAGACACAACUAUACUAUUUGAUUAUAAUUAAACAAUUUUCAUAUAAAAUUUAAAAGAAUAAACUAUACAUUAUUACUAGAGUUUAAAAUACAAAACAAAAUACUAAAAAGAUGCCAAUAGAACAAAGACCAUAUAGUAAUACAUUACAUCAAAGUGGUGAAAGAAAAGCUGUUAUUAAAUAUGUUGAAAUGAGUAAAGAAAUGCAACAAGAUGCUGUACAAACUGCUGCAAUGGCUAUGGAUAAAUAUAAUGAUGAUAAAGAUAUUGCAUUAUUUUUAAAAAAAGAAUUUGAUCGUAAAUAUGAACCAACAUGGCAUUGUAUUAUUGGAAGUAAAUUCUCAAGUGGAUCGAUAAUUUGGAUACGUGAUCAAUUGUCCCUUGGCCACAUUUAGAUCAUUUCAGUUGACGCUCAUACAACAUUUUGUCAGUAAAUUGAGAAGUCAUAUCAACACAACACUUAAAUCACUUUUGUAUGAUAAAAUCAACAUAUCAACUUUUCAAAGCAAAAAAAUACCAGACUACAUCUCGUUUAACUUACACUUCUCCUUAUUCAUAUAGAAUCAUCGAAGUAGCUCAUAGUAUUUUUCUCGAAAUUCAUAAACACAACACAAAGUUUCAUUUAUCAACUACCUUAUUUUAUACUUAAAAACCCAUUUUAAAAUUAUAAAUAGACAAGAAUUUUAAACCUCACUUCGUUCUCUAUUCAGUUUAUUCAUGAAAGGAGAUAAACGGCA